AUGGAGAUGGCCUUGCAGCGCCUGAUGCAUCCACAACUACCCUGUGGAUAUCCUCGCAACCGAGCCUGCUCAUCCCGCAGAUGGGCCAUCCUGCGCCCCGACGUCGAGAGCGGCGGGCUUCAGAUUCGUGGACCGAUGGUGUCGGUACGCUACUACAAUAACCCCGAGGCUACGUCCUCUAGUUUUAUUGAGGGCGGCUGGUACCGCACUAGCGAUAUUAGUAUCAUCGAGAAUGGCGUCAUGCCCCUUAGCGAUUGUAUUAAAGACACUAUCAUCCAUGGCGUCUCAUGGGCUCGAAACCACCUCCAGAUGGUUGAAGGGAUCACGCACUCAUUCCUCGCUGCUGCUCCCUACCGUGCUCCUGGCCAGGAGACCGAAGGGCUCAUCAUUUUCUACUCAUGCCUUCACGAGCUCUUCGCCCCGUACCAGGCCCUGCGGAAUAUCUGUGUGAUGAUCACCCUGCCACCUCAGUUUGUGAUUUUCAUCCAUGUGAACCAGAUGGAGAAGACCACUCUCGGGAAACUAUGGAGCGGUGCAUCCGCGACUGUGUGCCUUUCGCUGGCGGAGUUCACUUAUCAAAAAUCGACGUUUUUAAAAGCUCUUGAAUAUCGAUCGUCUGCAGCGUCUAUCACUGGUGAUGGUUCCCGAGGCCCAUACAAUCAGAUUCCUCGGUCCAAAGACUUCUUUUCGUGCUGCUUGCAAGGUCCUGAUCGUGAAUUUCGACACCACUUUAGAGUCAGUCGAGACACCUUUGACUGGCUGGUAGCAAAACUAGCAGAUAAUACAAUUUUUACUUCAACUGUGGCCUUGGCUGUGGAUCUACGUGGCUUCUUUGCCGAUCGCAAUUUUGGAGCAAUUGUGCCUGCACGUGCGCGUUUUGCACCACCUUUGGCAUGCGGUGGUGGCAUGAACGAGGCGCUGGUCAUAUGCGGAGUUGUGAUGAUUGCUCCUGCACGGAGCGCUCUUUCGAUGGUCAACGGAACGGAGUGCGUGUUAUUUGCGAAUGUUGACGGAUGCCGGGUGCCUGCCGAACGUUAA
Suillus subaureus is the source of this 1038-nucleotide messenger RNA. RefSeq lists its product as uncharacterized. Bases 1 to 1038 code for a protein of 345 amino acids. The transcript is spliced from 8 exons. The record is from RefSeq and is a predicted model, not a curated record. Lineage: Eukaryota; Fungi; Basidiomycota; Agaricomycetes; Boletales; Suillaceae.